ACACACAGUGCGGUGGACUGGUUGAAGUGGACUUCACAUGCGCUGAUGACAUUGUGUGUGUGUAUGUGUUGGUUCUGAGGGGUUCUGUGGGCGAAGGUGCUGGUCCACCAAGCUGACUUGGUCUUGUUGUUAGCCUUUAGCCUUCACACUAAUUUGUGUUGAGCUGUCAAUCAUCUUUGUUCUUAUUUAGUUCUUCUUCUUUACUUUUGGACUUGUUUUUGUUUCCUCCUUUCUGACCUUAUUUUCUUCCUCCUCCUCCUCGCCCUUGUUUCUUCUCUCUCUCUGGGCGAGCGAGCUUGGCGAGGCUUCAGGCCCGCUGGUUCUGUUGGCGUCGGUCCAGCCUGGCAGCGCCUCAGUGGGAGCAGGUGGAGCCCAUCCCCCGUCUCACACAAACACACACACACUUUGUGUAUCUUUUUGCCCAAAAGGCUGCCAACAUCAGCCCGUCUCCAUGGCGACGUCCAUGCUCACUUUUUACAUUGCUGCUCACGUGUGAUUGGCUCAUGUUGGAGGAUGGGAGUCGCACCAUCAACUCUUCUUCUCCUUUGUUUCUUUGCUUGUUUGUUUUGCUGUCACUGCGACGCUUGCAGUUUGUACACAUGCUUUCAUUUGAGGAGCUCGCCAACCUGUGACUUUGUUACCCAUCAUGGUCGCCAAGCACGAGAAUGACGUUGAAGAGACAAGCCGCCAUCUUGUGUUACCGUGCAGGAUUCCAUACAGGAAGUCGAUGUAAUCGCGUGCGUUCUUUCUUCACUCCCUGCAGCCUCUCGAUGGUGUGCACGUUUGACGUCAUCCUGACAUGACGGCAACAGUUGAGGAACAACCUCAGCAACAGAAACUGCUAUUAAAGUGGUCAAUAGUGUCACAUGACACAAACAGGAAGUGAGAGUCACAUGAGGUCAAACUGUAAUCAGAUGACUUUUUUCUCGGUCAUGUUAUUUGGUUAAGAUUCUAAAAUGUUCCGUUCGUGACAUCAUCACCCACUUCAUGUCCGUGAUGUCAUGUCUGAUUGUAUGACCUCAGUAAAACAUGUGAAACACUACAUGUCCGUUAACGCACCUUUAAGACUUGGCAGAGGUCACAGUUCAUCAAGGGUCUUACUCUUGUUGGCAAAAGAGUGAGCGAUCACCCACAAAUAAGAACCAGAACCAAAAGCACUUGAGUGGACUUCGUGUUGUUCUCCAAGUUGAGCAGUCUGCUGUGAGGCCACAAUCACUUAAUGCACUCACACGCACGUGCACACGCACACCCUAGAUCGAUAGCCAGUGUGUGAUCAGUUCGUGCUGCAGGGCUCGCGCGCGCGCACGGAGGUUUCACUCAGACUGUCCUCUGGCGGAGAGCGGAGGUGUUGGUCUCGGUCCCGGUCCCGGUCUCGGUCCCCAUCCCGGAGUUCGGAGCGGCAGCAGGCAGGACAGGAGAGAGGAGGCGGCGCUCCUCCUAUAAAUCCUCCGAGCAGUCAGCGGGCGCUCAGAGGCGAGGCGGCCGAGCGGCAGCGCGGCGAUCCCGGCUGCCUUCUUCGCUUGCUCCCGCUCUCUCCUGUUUCCCGGGGCUCGGCAGCGCCGCAGGCCGACCACAGCGCACCGCAGGGCGGAUAGGCGAGUGGCGGCGGACCGGCGCUUUGACAUGCUGGUUCGGGACGUUGUAGAGGUUCGCUUGGUCCCGCCUCAGCGGACUUUCCGUCCUCCUCCGCGACACUUUGGACUUCUCUAACGGGACUUUUUGUCCUGAAGCUGACAUGUUUGACGCUGGACGGCCCUGGGCCUCUAACAGGUCCGCAGAGCGCGUGUAAGCCAAGGCGGGGUCAAAGUUCAGCCGAGCUUGGAAAUGUGAGAGUUUGGGGGGCAACAGGAGGGCUCCACCCCCCCACUAGUUUUUUCUCACGCACAUACGAGCACGCGCACAGUGGACCAGACAUGUACUCUCCUCUAUGUCUCACGCAGGAUGAGUUCCAUCCGUUCAUCGAGGCUCUGCUGCCGCAUGUCCGCGCCUUCGCCUACACGUGGUUCAACCUGCAGGCCAGGAAGAGGAAGUACUUCAAGAAGCAUGAGAAGAGGAUGUCCAAAGAGGAGGAACGUGCCGUCAAGGACGAGCUGCUCGGCGAAAAGCCCGAAGUCAAACAGAAAUGGGCGUCGCGCCUCCUGGCCAAGCUGCGUAAAGACAUUCGGCCUGAGUUCCGUGAGGACUUCGUGCUGACGGUGACAGCCAAGAAGGCGCCGUGCUGCGUGCUGUCCAAUCCUGACCAGAAGGGAAAGAUGCGACGCAUCGACUGUCUGCGUCAGGCCGACAAGGUGUGGCGCCUGGACCUGGUCAUGGUCAUCCUCUUCAAGGGAAUUCCUCUGGAAAGUACGGAUGGCGAGCGCCUCGUCAAAUCUCCGCAGUGCGCUAACCCUAGCCUAUGCGUGCAGCCGCAUCACAUCGGCGUCUCUGUCAAGGAGCUGGACCUCUACCUGGCCUACUUCGUGCACGCAGAAAGUGGCCAAUCGGAGAGCCCCAACCAGUCCAGUGAAGCAGACAUCAAAGAGCAGGCCGAGAACGGUCAUUUGGGCUUCCAGGACAGUUUUGUCACACCAGGAGUGUUUACAGUGGCUGAACUUGUACGAGUGUCGCAAACGCCCAUUGCUGCUGGUAGCGCACCAAACUUCUCCUUGGCGGACCUGGAUAGCUCCUCCUACUACAGCAUGAGUCCAGGAGCCAUGAGGAGGCCCCUCCCCAGCACCUCCUCAUCCAGCUCAGCCAAGAGGAUCAAGUGCAUGGAGGAGGAUGUGGACAGUCCAGGGGAGGAGUCCUACUAUCCCGCUCAGGGUCGUUCUCCAGGUAGCGGAAGUCAGACCAGCAGCUGGCACGAGGAGCCAGGAUAUAAGCUGCGCGGCUCACUAGCUAGCUCCUUCAUCUCCCGACAAGAUCAAGAGACCCAGAAAGUCGUGUUAGCAUCCUCCCAGCAUGCACCUGGCUGCAGCUGUCACACAGGCCCCGCCCCUAAAGAUAAGCCACACUCUCUGUACCCACCCCUUCCCCGGUUCCCCCAUGUAUUAAAGAAAAUGCUUACAAGCUCCUCCCCCUCAUGGUCAUGGUUCUUGGCAGGGAUGGCGUUGGCCGGCGGCGCCUUAAAGAGGUCAGCUUUCUACGAGGCCACGCCUCCACCUACUGGCCCCGCCUCUUCCUCCUCUUCUUCUUCUUACUCCUCCCCCCGAACGGCUUUCACGCAUCAUCAUCGCCCAGUCAUUACCGCACCUCGAGCAAGCCCCCACGCCCCCCCCUCCAGCCUGCAUUUCUCCUCCUCCCCCAUCCUGCAGCAGCCUGCCUCCUACUUCUCGCACCCGGCCAUCAGGUACCACCCCCAGGAGACCCUCAAGGAGUUUGUGCAGCUGGUGUGCCCUGACUCCGCCCAGCAGGCCGGACAGGUGGGCUUCCUCAACCCUAAUGGUAGCUCCCAGGGAAAAGUCCACAAUCCUUUUCUGCCUACGCCCAUGCUGCCCCCCCCUCCACCUCCCCCCAUGGCCCGGCCCGUCCCGCUGCCAGUCGACGCCAAGCCGCCCUCCACCUCCUCCACUGAGGGAGAAGGCAACUCACCCACCUCGCCCACCUACUCUGCCCCACCCACCACAUCUCCUGCUCAGCGAUUCGUCAGCGUGGGACCACGAGACCCCGCCUUCAACAUCCCGCAGCAGCCGCAGUGGUACCUGGGAUAACAACUCCAGAGGCCCCUCCCCCUGCCUGCACCUGUACAACAAUGGCUGCAGCCCCUCCUCCUCUGACGAGAAAGAUGUCCCACCCCUGCACCCUCUCCCCCGGACCCCCGCGCCUGACUCCGCCCCCACCAGCGCCAGACCCGGCA
Messenger RNA from Doryrhamphus excisus (bluestripe pipefish), 3835 nucleotides. RefSeq names its product nuclear factor I/A (gene nfia). Lineage: Eukaryota; Metazoa; Chordata; Actinopteri; Syngnathiformes; Syngnathidae. Gene Ontology annotation, cellular component: nucleus. The record is from RefSeq and is a predicted model, not a curated record. Gene Ontology annotation, biological process: regulation of transcription by RNA polymerase II. Gene Ontology annotation, molecular function: DNA-binding transcription factor activity, RNA polymerase II-specific; RNA polymerase II cis-regulatory region sequence-specific DNA binding.